AAACUAACUGUUGCGUUCACUUGCCGCACUCGGAAGUAUUUUAUAGGGAAACGUGAGUAAAAACGUUAAGUGCUUUCCGUGAUAUGUGACACUUGAUCCUUUGUGCCUUUGUUAUUGUUUUUUUUUUAUUUGAAUUUUGUUGAUAGUGGUUGAAAUCUGUUGGCAGCUUUCCGUUCAAAAUUUUUCAAUACAAAAUUUGGUUUCUCUGUACAGGAAAAAUAAGGAAUGGACAUGACACGGUACUGACAUUCAAGUGAUGUAUGGUAACUUAAGAUAUUAAACAACAAGUGCAUCAAUUUUCUUCAGUUUGAUCAUAAACAUUAGAAUUUAUAAGGUGUCUCUAAAACUUGGAAGUCACUACUUUUAAAUCAGGCACCACAGUAUGAACCUAGUCGUGGAGGUCUUAUCUUAUUGUUCGUAGGAUCCGCGGCCCUUUGCCGCCCCGCGUAAAUGACUAUGGCAGAGAGUACAGUCGAUUCCUCCACCACUACUGACAAAGAUAAUAACAAUCAUCCAUUAGUUAUCAAUCACAAUCAUCGUAUCGUCGGUAAAUAUAAGAAAAGAAAAAGACUGAGUCAAGUAUUGGACAAACUCACAGCGGGAAAUACAUCUCCCCAUGAGAGUGAGCCGUCCCCCGAUAAUUCAGUAAACAACAACAAUGUUGCCGAAAUGUACAAUAACAAUAAAGGAGAUUUAACAAUCGAUAUGAUGCACGAGAAACAAUACAGACCCGAGGUAUUUAAAUUCGAUGUCACCGACAAAGACAAGUACAAAACUAUAAGCGAAGACGAAGAUGUUUUUAGUCCCGCGAGUUCAAGUAACAAGUCACCUCACAGUUCGACCGAUUCACCCCAGAUACGAUUUAGCCCGUUAAGGAUCAAGGAUGACGGAAGUCCAAGUCCUCCAUUAUUACAAAGACCGACAACUUGUCCUUGCUAUCAAUGCGUUACAGGAGUUGUUAUAGGACAUCAUCCGCCACCACUUCAUCCUUAUGACAGAUUUUUUCCGGCGUCACCUAUUUCACCUUUGACUCCAUCUUCUCCAGCGCCUACGUACAGCUUUGAACGUUACCUGCAUUCUAAGUACCUGCCAGAUAUAUUCCGCAAGAGAAGCCAUUCUGAUUCAGACUUACCUAUGUGGUUUGAAACUGCAAAAGCUGAAAGAGCGAGAGCUCCACCAUCCUGGCCACAUCCUCUGACACUUUCGACUGGUUGCGGCAAGGGAUCUGUUGAUUCGAAUGCUUGGUCUCCUCAAGAAUCUCCAUUGGAUCUGUCAAUGAAGUCAUCCAGAUGUCGAGAACGUUUGGAGUGCAUGAUUCCCCCUCCAUUACAAUUGAUUUCUCCUGGAUUUCUGCCUCCCCGAGGACCUGUUUCUGUACCUGUUGUUAAGGGUGACGUGGCGUCGCCCACUACAAAAGAAUCGGUCGCUUCAAGAUACAAUCUCGAAGUGUCACCCGUUGUUGAAGAGAUGCCACCGGGCUCCGAUGUUGCUUAUGUUUGCCCAGUGUGCGGUCAGAUGUUCAGUUUACAUGAUCGUCUAGCUAAACAUAUGGCUUCCAGACACAAAAGUCGACAAAACAACGGUGAAACCGCGGCAAAAGCUUACUUAUGCGAAGUAUGCAAAAGGUCUUUCGCUCGUAGUGACAUGCUCACUAGACACAUGAGACUGCAUACGGGAGUGAAGCCUUACACUUGUCGCGUUUGUGGUCAAGUGUUUUCGAGAUCUGAUCAUUUAUCCACUCAUCAAAGAACUCAUACUGGCGAGAAACCGUACAAAUGUCCUCAAUGUCCUUAUGCUGCUUGUAGAAGAGACAUGAUUACGAGGCACAUGAGAACGCACACACGAUUUGAACCGGAUCCCAUUGCCACUCAAAUAAAGGCUGAGCAAAUUAAGGCUGAAAAUCAUUGAGAUCUGUUUUGAAAUGUUAAUAAACGAGGUCCACGCCAAGAGUUAUAGGUAUUUAUUGUAAGGAGACGAGAUAUUUUCAAAUAUUUUUAUUUAUUUAUAGAGAACAAAUCUCAUAUACGAGGGUAGUUCGGGAAGUUAUGUUGCCUCUGAAAUCGUAAUUAUGUAGGUGAGUAAGAUAUUAUUGAUUACCUAAAUCAUUAAUAGUUGAUAAACUUUUAUUAACGUUACAGCAACGAUAAGUUUCCGAACAAUAAUGUUUUAAAUCACUAUUGAAUCCAAACUUUCUGUUUAAAGAAAUAGAAACAUCAGAUUCCAAUUACAUUUGACAGAUAAAUACACACAUCUAAUAUUGUUUUUUUUUUAAACAUCUGGUAUGAUUUGAUCGCAUCAGUAUUUAUAUAUAGGGUGUACCAAUCUUGGGCAAACGAUAGAUGGUUUAUAAGAGAUAUAAAGGAAAACAUCACCUAACCUAACCAAAACGAUAAUUAUGUGCUUAUCAAGCACGCCCUGUAGCUUUCGUGGCAUUAUUUGGACGCUAUUUAUUACUUUUUAUAGCUCUUUCUCUGUAUUUGGCCGGAACUCCUUCAAGCUAGUCACCACAUUAUUGGCAUAAUAUAAAUAACGCUGAUAUGUCCACCAGGUAGUAGCUAUUUCCUCAGCUCGUUUUUACCAAAGAGAUUUGAAAAUCACAAAUAUUGUAAGAUGAUCAUGGUACACCAAAAUGAUCUCUAUCCUGGUUAAGACUAGAAAUCAAUAAUAUAUAAAAAUUAACGGUAAAAUAAAAUUUUAUUGAACAAAUUAAAAAUUGCAUAUUCAGUUGACCUCCCCGCAGAAGCUGCAAAGUACAACUGAUUAAAUCAGAGAUAAAGGCGUGUUUUAAAACUUAUGUAUCGCUUAGAAGCGAUUAUAUUUUUUCUAAUACGCCUGUUUCUCGUCUAAUAUUCUGUAGAAUGAAAUAUAGAUCAUUUCAUAGAUGUCCGGCUGGAUUCAGGCAUUGCCUAAACCUUUUGUAAGAUGCUGGGGUUGAAACUUUACUCGUAACAGAUCUACGAGGGUUAUUUAAAUAUAAACUUGUUAUUUUUGCUCUAAAAUAUUUUAUUAAUGAGUUACACAGUUGAAAUAUUUAACAGUUUCUCUAGAUAGUCUCCGUCAAAUUAUAUACAUUUUUGUUACGUCUCCGGAAGCUUUCUGAUGCCCUUUUCCUAAAAAUCUUUCGUUUUGUCACGUAACUCGCCUCUCCAUGGGUUUCCAACUCAAUUCGGUCAAGGUUUCCAUCGUAAACCGUAUGCGUUUUGCGGCAAUAUCGCACGACGGAUUGGAAUAUCGCGUCGUUUUGAGGCAGGUUUUACCGUGUUUUUACUAUAAUACUACGCGUUCUUCAGUUCGUUGUUCAGUGAGAAAAUCAUACGCAAUUACUGCUCUUAUAUCCCAACACCUUCCCAGCUGAAAGUAUAACCUUCUCUUUAACUGGCGAGUCUUUGUCGUUUGACCUCCAAUCCAUAAGCGCACGUUUAUUCUCCAGAAUAUGGUGGUAUACCCAAGUCUCGUCUGAAGUGAAUAUUCGAUGCAAUAAAUUUUCUCCUCCCUCUUCAUACUAUUGCAGGAGACGCAUGAUUUUAUGCUCAAAAUUUAGACAGUCUUGGCACCCAUCAGACUGAUAUUAUUUGCUCAAAACUACCAACGCUAUUGCGUUUACGAAAACUAAAUUUUUCGCAUUCAUUCAAAAAUUACGGCUUGAACCCCCUCGUACUAUACUGUGGUUUACAUGAUAAUGAAGACAGUGUCUUUAGUUCCAAUACAGAUAUUCCCAUAUCGUAAGCUAUUUAUUAAAUGAACUUUCUCAUGUGGAAUAAAAUAUAUAAUGAUAGGUAAAACAUACAGGAACUGUUCAUUUAGUCAUUAUUUUCGAAAACUACGAUAUUUAAUGUGGAUAUUUAUCUGUUAAUAUAGUUACUUUAAAUUCUGAUUUAAUACUGACGAUUAGAUCACGUUUAACGCCCACAUAUUUUCCUCAGAAUUGUAUAAUAAUUGACUUUAACAUGUUGAACUUUGCCUUAUGUCAAUUGAUAACAUAAAGGGAGAGGCUUUAAUGUUGUAACCUCACUCAUCGAAAUGUAUAUUGGAAAAGAAGACCCAGCUGAUUUAGUUUUUGUGUAAUCAAUUCGAAUAUUUUUUAAUUUUUAUCUUUAAUUCAUGAGUUUGAGAAAUCUGCCUUAUAGACAACUAUUUAUAAUGUUUUCUCUGUUUAUAUUAAUAUUUAUUGGUCGUUAUUGUUGAUUCGAAUUUUCAUUCAACUUCUGGAUUAUAGUUAAGGUACUUGAUGCCAAAAAUUCAAAAGUGAGUUAUGGUCAUUUGGAGUUGCGAAAUCAGAACUUAUAUUUAAGUAUAAUUUCAAAAAUAUAUAUUCGAACAUUAUGAAUUUCUAAUAGAUGAUUACAUAUGUCCUUGUAGUGUAUUUGAAGGAAUAAAUAAUUUUACACUAUUAUCUGAACGCCAAGGGCGACGCUCAUACCCAAUGGUUCACAAUUAGUAACUUGGAUACAGGGACAAUCUGUACAACUCGAUAAAAUUUAUGGUUUAGGAGAUAUGAAGAUUUUUAGAUCGUUGUACAUGCCAAGAAAACCAUUCGCCAUAAAGAGACAUUCUGAACAAAAUUAUCAUAAAUUGUAAUUAUUUCAAACUGUGUAUUAUCGCACAUCGUGUUAUUUACAUUAGGAAAAAUUAGUUGGUUAGUCUACAAAACAUUCUACGGAGGAUAUUUCUUUCCAAGAUUCCGCCUUAUAGCGUCACAAUUGAAAUUUAUUCCAUCGAUCAUUUCGUUCCUUGUUUUUACUGGUGUUGCAUAUGCUUUCAAGAUAUCCUGAAAAAAAUGAAUCCAUUGUACUUAAUUUACGAAAACGUGGUGGUAAUGCAAAUAGACCUCCCCUACCAAUGCACCUAUUAGGAAAAAUUAUAUCAAAAUUAUCUUUUACAUCAUUUAGGAAAUUGGAAGGGGCUCCAUCGUGCAUGAACCACAUGUCUCCGCGAAUGUUUAGAGUUAUAUCACAUAACAUGAGUGGGAAAUCAUUUUCGUAUCACUGACCAUUCAGGUUAUUAUGGAUCUACUAAAUUAUUAUCAACUAUUCAUGCCCACACAUUAACACAAAAUUAAUUAAUAAAAUGUACUUUUCCAAUAAAUGUAUUAGCAAUUCAUAAUCCUCUAUUUGGUAUGCACUUUCUGGAUGUGAAAGUAGUGAAGAAGCUGCUCGUAAAGAAUCCUAUGAAUAGUUGACGUUGAUACGUUAGAUUGUAAUGUCAUUUUACGUACACUAGUUGUGUGAUCAGUAUCUUCUGCAUCUUGCUCGUACAGUUCGUUGUAGACCAUUUUUUGGUAGGAGGCUUCCUUAAUUCUUAUUCUUUAAAAAGUAAUGGAAACUAGUUUACUUAAUUUAUGUAGACAAACCUGUUUUGUGUUAGCUGUGAUCAACCCUAACAAAAGUUCCACUUGCGGGUGUAAUUCUGUCGGGAAAGCGUUCAGUAUACAACGUUUUAGUUUCUGACGAGUUCCCAAAACCAAAUCAUACAUCAAAUGCAUGUGACAUAUACACUAAAGGUGAAUUCUACCAUAAUGAAGCUUUAAAUAUGAUGUGAUAAUUAUUGAUGACGAGUUUUGAAAGGUUUGCAGCAAACUGAUAUUAACAAAUUAAAUCGCUUACAAUUUUUAAUUGAAUAUUAAGUAAUAACUUAUAUCUAAUAGAUUAAAAAUUAUUAUUAAUCUCUUUUAAGUUUUUUCUUGUUCCAGUAAUAUGAUAUUCGAUAGUAUGUAGUACAAAUUUAUUUAUUCUCAAUUCUUCAAGACAUGUUUGAUUGCGUUUUAAUUCCUCCUGUAAGUAUUUUUGAUAAAUAAUUACAAUUUUUGAUAAAGCGUACCUUUUUAUUGAAAAAUCGAUUGAACUAUUUAUUUUGUUUAUUUUUAUAUUGUACAGAUUGUCCUUGUAAAAGUUACGGAUUGCUAGUCAUUGAGCAUGAGCCGCCCCUGGCCUUCAGAUUAUAGUGUAGAAUUAUUUAUUUCGUCAAAUACACUACAUGGAUAUACGUAAUCAUUCAUUAGAAAUCAUGAUGUUAUAAUGUAUAAUUUAGAAGAUAUACUUAAAUAUAAGUUCUGAUUUCGCAGCUUUAUGUAACAGCACGUCAUCUACUCACUCCCGGAUCAUCCUGUAUACUUUGCUACGUAUUGAUAUCCUUAUACAAAAAAAUGUUAUUUUGCAACGAAAAUUAUUUUUAGCUUUUGAAUUCCACAUCACAUAACCGGUUUCAAUGGUAAAAACUCUCCCUGUACAUUUGAUAUUUACUUAAAACUCGACUCUCAUGUCUUAAGCGUUUUUGUCCAUAAAAUUAUUUAUUCUAUUAAUUGUUAUCUCAUUAGUUAUAACUAUGAUCGUGUAUUACUGAAAAUACUUAUUGGGACCAAAAAAAAAGUUUUUCUACAUUGCUGUAAGUGAAUUUUUGAACAUUUUAAUUUAUUUCGAAUUUUUAUCUAGUCUUUAAAGCGUACUGGAAUUCCCUUUAGUAUUUUUAGUUUCCACUAAAUACGAGAAUUUUGUUCAACAAUGUUGAAAUGUUUCGACUUUCUCUUUGUUUAGUUUAAGAAAAUUUUGAAAAAUGUUGUUACGUAUGACAAAGCCAUCCUUUUUAUUAUGAGGCUGUGGUUUCUAUACAGUAAUUGUUGUCGGUUCGUUUUUUAAUUUAAAAUGUUUGUAUGUUUAUGCUAUAUUAGCAAAGUUGUGUAUUUUUAUUAAAUUUUCAAUAAAACAAUAAAUUUUUA
Messenger RNA from Diorhabda carinulata, 6712 nucleotides. It is a transcript of the gene klu, whose product is annotated as zinc finger protein GLI4. The record is from RefSeq and is a predicted model, not a curated record. The transcript is spliced from 5 exons. Lineage: Eukaryota; Metazoa; Arthropoda; Insecta; Coleoptera; Chrysomelidae. The coding region runs from base 451 to 1908 and encodes 485 amino acids. Gene Ontology annotation, biological process: regulation of transcription by RNA polymerase II. Gene Ontology annotation, molecular function: RNA polymerase II cis-regulatory region sequence-specific DNA binding; DNA-binding transcription factor activity.